CGGAGGGGUUACAUAAGACUAUCAAAGUGCGUCCCUGAAGCCGACGGAGAGGGGAGACAAGAGAGAAAGCGGAAGGGUCCCAGUCUGACACACGAUUCAUGGCCGCCAAAGGAGGAGCAGCUCCGGCGACGUACUCACCGUCCCCGACAACCUUUAAGAAGAAGAGACCUCCCAUUUUCACCGAUGUUGAUUGGGUACGCCCCGACGGUCGCGAUUUUCACCAGUGCAGACCUGCAUAUGAUUUCUUGUCGAUACGUUUUAUCUUCAGCAUUAAGGGCCAGAUAACGGGUUUACAUAGUGGAUUAUGCAUAACUUGUGUGCUGCAUUAUCUGCUUUUCAUUUUACGAACGGGAGCUGUAAAUGCAGCAUCAGGAUCUGCUUAUGCAGAGUUUGGUAAUACUAAGAUUUGGGCCCAGGGAAGUAAGAAAGCAAUGAUGUACAGUGAUACUGGUCGCCUAAACUGUAAUGUUACUUAUACAACUUUUGCCACUCCAGUUCGAGGACAGGCAUCAUCAGACAACAAAGAGAUUUCAUCACAACUGCACAAGUCUUUGGAGGGUGCCAUAAUGCUUGAUACAUUUCCCAAAACAACUGUUGAUGUUUUUGCAUUAGUAUUGGAGUCUGGUGGCUGUGAUCUUCCUGUAGUAAUCUCAUGCGCCAGUCUUGCUUUAGCAGAUGCAGGGAUUAUGAUGUUUGAUCUGGUUGCUGCAGUUUCUGUGUCUUGCUUGGGGAAGAAUCUUGUGAUUGACCCUGUUUCAGAAGAAGAAAAUUAUCAAGAUGAAUGGUCUUCCCCAAAGAUUCAUGAGGCAAUGGAACUAUGUCUUGAUGCGUGUUCAAAGCUUGGGAAGAUCAUGAGAUCAUGUUUGAAAGAAUCGGCCUCCACCUCCACCUCCACCUCACAAGAGUAGCUGCUUGUUUAAAACUAACAUGUAUGUUUGGAUUCCAUUUUUCUCAAUUAAAGAUACAUAAUAGGCACUUUAGUUUUGAAUAUCUUGUUUUUUUUUAGCAUGUCCAAAUUUUGAACC
Lactuca virosa is the source of this 1025-nucleotide messenger RNA. NCBI's taxonomy places the organism in Eukaryota, Viridiplantae, Streptophyta, Magnoliopsida, Asterales, Asteraceae. The record is from the annotation of a GenBank genome assembly.